Messenger RNA from Glycine soja, 522 nucleotides. RefSeq names its product scarecrow-like protein 3. The transcript has 2 exons. Gene Ontology annotation, molecular function: sequence-specific DNA binding; DNA-binding transcription factor activity. NCBI's taxonomy places the organism in Eukaryota, Viridiplantae, Streptophyta, Magnoliopsida, Fabales, Fabaceae. The record is from RefSeq and is a predicted model, not a curated record. The coding region runs from base 1 to 522 and encodes 173 amino acids. Gene Ontology annotation, biological process: regulation of DNA-templated transcription. Gene Ontology annotation, cellular component: nucleus.
AUGAACUGGGAUGAUGACGAGCGCAUACGCCUAAUCAAUCUUCUUAAUUCCUGUGUCAAGCUUACUGAAUUAGGCAACUUCAAUGCUGCAGAUGUUGCAUUCUACCAUCUCUCUCACCUUGCUUCCCCUGAUGGUGAUUCAAUGCAACGCGUUGCCACUUGUUUCAUUGAGGCACUAGCCUAUUGCCAAGUGGCCAAAAAUUUGCGUGGUGUACCCAAAGUUCUCCAUUUGUGGACUAAUCUCAUCAAGUGUUUAAAACCAAGCACACCAACAUGUCCGAAAAUUACUAUCACAGCCAUACAUGAGAAGAAGGAGGUGUUAGAGAAAAUGGGGUUGCAUCUUGGAGUUGAAGCUCAAAGGUUGCUUUUCCCUUUCCAAUUCAAUCCUGUUGUAAGCAGUUUGGAGAACCUUGACCCUGAGACAUUGCCUAUCAAGAAAGGUGAGCCUCUUGCUAUUAGUUCUGUGCUUCAGCUUCACUCUCUUCUUGCCAGUGAUGAUGACGAUGAGAUGGCCAAAAUGUAG